Fragaria vesca subsp. vesca is the source of this 1203-nucleotide messenger RNA. RefSeq lists its product as uncharacterized. Gene Ontology annotation, biological process: regulation of DNA-templated transcription. The record is from RefSeq and is a predicted model, not a curated record. Bases 139 to 1176 code for a protein of 345 amino acids. The transcript has a single exon. Gene Ontology annotation, molecular function: double-stranded DNA binding. Lineage: Eukaryota; Viridiplantae; Streptophyta; Magnoliopsida; Rosales; Rosaceae.
ACAAAUUGUUAGAGCAAUUUAGGCCUUAUCCUCACCACAUCACUCAUGUCCUUCCCUUUCAUCUGCUCCUCCUCCUCCAUCAUAUCUCAGCCAUGACCAGUAGCACCACCACCAGCAGGAGCAGCACCAACCAAGCCAAUGCAAGAAACCCACUUCCUCUCCACCUCAAACCCCAAACCCUUCUCCUCCAAUCUCAUCCCCCUUCCCAACCCAAACCCAAAUCCCAAAUCCCAAUUCCAAUCCUCCUCCUCCUCCCACCAUGACCCUUCUUUCCACUCCCCCAAAACCCCUCACUUCCCCUCCCUCUCCACCAAGACCAAAACCAAAACCAAAACCCCUUCCCCUAUCAAACCCCAAAUCCCACCUCCCCCUUCCGACUUCCACGACAAGGCCCUCUACCUCGACUCCAUCGGCCUCGACCUCUUCUCCCUCCUCCACCACCACCCUCCGAUCCUCUCCGCCUCCCUCGCCGACCUCAAAUCCACCGUCCAUUUCCUCUCCUCCAUGGGCUUCUCCACCCUCGAGCUCCGCCGCCUCGUUGGCAUGUGCCCCGAAAUCCUCGCCUCCCGCGUCUCCGACAUCAUCCCCAUCUUCACCUUCCUCCUCCGCGAGGCCCGCGUCAACGGCUCCGAUCUCAAGCGCGUCAUCAACCGACGCCCCAGAUUGCUCGCCUCCAGCGUCAAGCACCGCCUCCGCCCCACCCUCUACUUCCUCCAGUCCAUCGGCAUAGCUGACGUCAACAAACACACAUCUCUGCUCUCCUGCAGCGUCGAGGACAAGCUCCAGCCCCGCGUCGACUACCUCGAGAAAAUCGGGUUUUCACGCCGCGACGCGUUGGCCAUGUUCCGGCGGUUCCCGCAGCUCUUCUGCUACAGCAUUGAGCAGAACUUCGAGCCCAAGUUCAAUUACUUUGUUGUCGAAAUGGGGAGGGAGCUGAAGGAGCUGAAAGAGUUUCCGCACUACUUCUCGUUUAGCUUAGAGAAUCGGAUUCGGCCGAGGCACCAGAGGUGUGUGGACAAGGGUGUGUGCUUCCCGUUGCCGAUUUUGUUAAAGACAAGUGAGGCCAAGUUCCGGGAGAGAUUGGAGGUUUGUUGUAAUUCUUCUAUCCCAUUGAGAAAUUCUCCUUUGUGGUGUACAAAAUCCAUUUCUGAUGAUUUAGACAAUGAAAAAAUAUAACAAAGUCCGGAAACGAAACAAAGUUCG